AUGCAUACACUAUACUUUCAUCGCCUUCCUCCCAACGUCGCAAAAAGUGCUUUUUCGGAUGCUAUUGACAAAUUUAUUGCCAACGCCCUUAGCGAAGCCACGGGUGUCUCUCGACCUUCGAUUCAUAUGGAUGUUCUCAGCAACCCAACUUUGAAUAAGAAGCACUACGGUUAUGGAUCGCUUCGGUUUACAGACGAGAAAGCAAAGGAAAUGUUCAUGGCCAAACUCAAAACAGAGCCGAUCAUGUUUGGUUCUGAAACUGUGGAAUUCUUGCUCGAAAAGCCAGCCAAUGUGCCAGAGUCACACUUCGGGCAAUCAACUAGUUCUUCAUCGGAAGUAGCCUCCAGGUCUAACGGACGAUCACCCCAAUCAAGCGGCUCUACGUCUCCCCGGCAAGCCAGUCGGUCUAAUGCCUUCUCCAAGACACCAGGUCGGCCUAAUCGACAUGUUAUGAACCUGAAUCGAGCAAAGCCUCCUCAAUUUGAAAAGAGGGAGGUGCGCCCGCCAAAUAUCAAAUACCUUCGCAAACUCCACCACCGGCUUUCGGUUCUCGGACAGCACUUACGCCUAGAAACACUGGAAUUUGGAGUCCUACGCAACUGGAACUUCUCCGUCGAGUACUCGCGCUCCCUUAUUGAAGAAACAGGCUAUUUCAAAUUUGAAGAUGACGAAAAAUCAAUGCGAAUUAGUAUUGGAGGCUCACACCACGACUCAACAGAGUCAAGCAUCGCUAUCGCGAUACAGAAUGUCAACUAUGUAGCUCUAGGAACCGACUUCGGAAACCGAUAUAUGUUUCUUUCGCUUUCGCAAAACCCACAGUUUGAGCUUGGUAAUAUCGCUCGACCGAUGACCGGGAAUGGAAGAGUCGAUGCACGACGGUGCCGGGAUCGACUGUCUGCUCUUGACGAUCGCCAUGGACGAGUUGCACCAUAUACCUCUCGGUGGAUUAAGCUCACCUUUCACGUGGACAGCCCAGCUCCCGACGCACAGUUGUGCAAGAUGGCUGGGCUCGUCGAACCAGCAAUAGAUCCCCCACUCAGCUUUAGAAAACUAGACGUCUACUCUCCUCGUAAUAUCGCCUCUGUCGAAAAUUGGUCUCAGGGAGGUUCCUUGGACUGGGAGGUUGCCUUUCAGGUCGAGGCCCUCUUCCGUAAUGGAGUGCUCGUGCCAACAGAGAUCAUGGCGAUCAAACCGAUCAUAGAAGCGUUGGCCAAACAAUCAAAGGGUCAAGCCGCGGAUGCACUUCGAACUUUUAGGGCUGAAAUUCAAGGCGCUGGUGCUCGGAGGACUUUCAACGAUUUCGAGGACAAGGACGUCGUCAAGGAAUUCAGCGAUCACAUCAGCCGAAACACCCAGUCGAUGCCCUUGGAACGGAUUAAAAUAUCAAAUUCCAAUUUUAUGUGCUACCAUUUAAAGAUUACCCCCACCGCUGUGCACCUCAACGGGCCCUUGGAAGAACAAUCGAACCGGGUCAUACGUCGGUACCCCGGAUACGAGACGCAUUUCAUAAGGGUCGCUUUCACUGACGAAGCGGACGAAAGAACUCGCUUCGAGUAUGAAGUUGACACUUUGGCAUUUACCCAAAAGAGAGUUGGCCAGUUUCUCAAAAACGAAAUAUUGGUUUGUAAUCGACGCUAUGAACUACUCGGAUACAGCCAAUCUGGUUUCCGUGAAAAUGCAUGCUUUUACAUUGCACCCUUUGAAUGGGAAGGCCAAACUAUCAAUGGCGAAUACAUCCGUCAGAGCUUGGGCAAUUUUGACCGAGUUAUCGAUUCCCCAUCACGCUACGGCGCCCGCAUGAGCCAGGCGUUUUCCGCGACCAGUCCAUCGGUUGUGCUCAAGGAGUCGGAAAUCAAGCAAAUUCCAGAACUCCAAGCGUCACGUAAAAGGAUAUUUUCGGACGGCUGUGCAACUAUUAGUCGGGAGCUCGCAAAGGAUGUUUGGGCUAGUUUAGUGGAAAAUAUGCCUGCUGAUCGUCAGGCUUUUCUCCAAGACGUUCAGCCCCCUUCUGCAUUCCAGAUUAGAAUCGGAGGAAGUAAAGGCAUGGUUCGACUUGACCCCAAAUUGGAGGGUCGAAUGUUAUGCCUGCGCCCUUCGAUGAUCAAAUUCGAUGCUGAGCAUGAGCUCUCUUUGGAAAUCGCUCGUGCAUUCACGACUUUCAGCCCUUGUUUUCUGAAUAGGCCGCUCAUAGUACUACUCUGGAGCGGUGGCGUGGAAGAUGAAGUCUUUGUAAAGCUGAUGAAAGAUAGCUUGGCUCGGACAACGUCCGACAUGUCCACCCUAGACGGAGUAGCCCAGCAACUCUAUGCAAAUCAGCUAGGAGCUCCUUUCCACCUGGCUAGUACAUUCCGCCGACUGUCCCGUCUGAAUAUAGCGCUCGAUCUGCCAGAAUUUCGCACCUCAGGUAUACAUAAACUUUUGAACGCCACUCUCUUCCAUAUCAAGCGCGAUCUCAAACACAAGGCGAGGAUAAAGGUCCCGGAUAGCUAUACCCUUGUCGGCGUUUGCGACGAAGAUGAUUACUUACGACCACGUCAAAUAUACGCUUGCAUCCAGCAUGUCGAUCACAAUAGCGGAAUGGCGGAUGUGCGAUAUCUAGAGGGACGCUAUCUAGUCACCCGGAGCCCGGUCAUACACCCAGGUGACGCGCAGGUAGUUUGGGCGAUCGGAAAACCGCCCACCGAUUCGCCCUUUUACGGAGAAGGCAACAACUUACCCAAUAUUGUUGUUUUCUCCACUAGAGGGGUCCGCUCCAUUCCUAGUAUGUUGGGUGGCGGUGACCUUGUGUAUAGAUGGAAACUUAUCCCCCGUUAUAGAUACAGCCCAGCCAAUUACGACAAUCCUAACCCAAAGAAGAUUGGCCGCCCUAGUACCAUUAAUGAUGUCGCCGAUUUUAUGGUUGAGUACAUCUGUCAUGAUGCGCUUGGCAUGAUUGCCACCAACCACCUCGUUAUUGCUUCAACCUCUGAGAUGCGUGCUCGGGACGAGAAUUGCCUGAUUAAUGCGGAGUUGCAUUCCAAGGCUGUUGAUUUUGUGAAAAAUGGCUACUAUGUGGCGAACCACGAGAUCCGAAAAGCCAAAUAUGACAAGCAUAUCAACGAAGAUACUGGAAUGGGUCUGAAGCCUGACUGGCAAGCUGGCCAUGGACGUGACCCUACUGAUGGCCGGUAUUACGAAUGCGACAGCGUGCUUGGAAAGCUAUUUCGUGCAGUUGAGCUACCUUCAGGAAAUCCCGCCCGAGAAUCAGAAAUCCAACAGCAGGUGCCAAAUGUAAUACAGAAAUGCAUCGCCAGCCAUGUUGCCAAAUACAAGGACGAAAUCAAGACGACUUUUAGUAGCCCUGCCACCAUCGCAUUUAUUCAAUCCUUGAUACUGCGUUAUACAUCCGAGCUCAACCAUAUAUGCGUGGCGCAUACAAUCUCCAGCGAGUCUGCCGAGCGGGUAUCCGAAAUCGAGGUCAUGCUGGGCACUAAUCUCGAAGUAAAUUCAAAGUCAGACCUGAUCAAACGGAUGAAGAGCCUUACCCACAACCUCGCCAACACCAUGCGACAUCAACUCAAAGCAACAGAAGCUGAAACUAAUUAUGUCUGGCUAGGUCGCGCCUGGAAGGCGUACCUGCUCACUAGUAAACUUGGUGACGAGACCUUUGGGACGUUCAGCUUCAGUUGGCUUGCAUUGGGUUCGGUUCUCGAUGCAUUACAAGCUAUUGAUGAACGAUUUAUGCCUCAGAUUAGCCCAAUCAUCCCUCCUUUUGAAUCUACUCCUUCCGGGCGCCCCAAACUGGACGAAGAUUACCCUCUCCCAGAUUAUGACAAUUGGAAUGACUGGGCCGACGAAAUUCCGGAAGACGUCGAAGAAAAGACCAAAGGUAAAGGCUCGUAA
This is a messenger RNA of Rhizoctonia solani, 3882 nucleotides long. RefSeq names its product RNA-dependent RNA polymerase. NCBI's taxonomy places the organism in Eukaryota, Fungi, Basidiomycota, Agaricomycetes, Cantharellales, Ceratobasidiaceae. The coding region runs from base 1 to 3882 and encodes 1293 amino acids. The transcript is spliced from 15 exons. The record is from RefSeq and is a predicted model, not a curated record. Gene Ontology annotation, molecular function: RNA-directed RNA polymerase activity. Gene Ontology annotation, biological process: siRNA processing. Gene Ontology annotation, cellular component: nuclear RNA-directed RNA polymerase complex.